GAAGUUUACACAAUCGAUUAGUUGUUUGCAAUUAUAAGACGGUAUACGAGGCACUAUUUGCAGCAGCAAUUUUAAGAAGAGACUGCCGCAGUAGAACUUCAUCAAUUACAACCCUGGAUUUGUAGGCGUCUAUUGGUUUCAAGGCUUUCAGCUAAGGGCUAAGGCUUGUACCGUUUGGUAUUACUUUACAGAGGGCGGUCAUUUGAGCAGCAAGUGAAAAGAAGUUGAAAACGGCAGCCACUUAAAAGGUGGUAACUGACGAAACAGUUAAAUGUAUGCAAGUAAAAAAAUAUUAGAAACAAUUAAUUUGAAAUCAUGGAACCUAAACCAACAAACUGGAUGGAACUGCGAUUGUCGGACAAACUUUAUUUAAAGAUAAUAGAGUUGAUCAAUUGGAGAAGCAAAUGAAACAGUUGCAAGAAAAUUUUGACAAUAUGGAAAAAAAAAUAUGCUUUGCAGGUGAAAAAAUCUAAAGGAAGUGAAUUUAAACAAGAGGAUCGAUAGAAACACUUAGUGAAAAUAUUAAAAUGAAAAAUGAAAAAAUUGAAGAUUUGCAGUUGCAGAAGACUAAGUUGGAAGAGAAAUCAAAUGAAUUAAGAGAGAAAGUUAAAGAAAACGAACUACUAAAGGAAAAAAUCCAAUUGCUUGAAACGGAUCACCUAAAUUUAGAAAAAAAUCAAAAUCCGUCAGUACAUCAAUUGCAAGAAAAAUUGACGCUAGAACGUGAGCUAAGGGAACUGAAAGAAAAGUACAGUAAGGAAAAGAAAGCUUUAGAAGAGGAACUAAAUUGUCUUCAAGAAGAAAAGCAAAUGAUAGAAAAAAAACUCGUUGCAGUCAUUGAGGAAAAACGCAAAUAUUACGAACAGUUGAUGAAUUUAAAGGAAGAAUAUGUCCUAUUAGAGGCGUCUUAUAAAGAGAAAGAAGAUAUCCAGAGUUUAUUGGAAAAUCAAAUCCAAACUCUUAACGAUGAGAAGGCAAAAAUGGAAGAAAGCCUAAAAGAAUUAGAACAUUUAAAACACCUACAAAAUUCUGAAUUAGAAGAAAAAAAACAACGGCAGGAGUUAAAGAAAGGAAUUAGCGAUAAUGUUGUCGAAAGAGGUAAACUUGAAGAAGAAUUGAUUGAACUUCGACCGAAACUAGACAAACUUAAUUCUACUGACAGCGAGAAACGGCACGUUUUAUUCAAAAAAGAGAAAGAGCAGGAAUCACUAAGACUCAAAAUCGACCUCUUGGAGGCCAAGCAGGAGAUGUUGGAAGAAAUCCAAACAAAAUUAAAACCAAUACAUGACACCCCAGACGAUAUGUUAUGUCAAAAAUGUGAAGAAACGAUAGCCUUUUACAGAAACGGUUGUAUUACCAUGAAAGGUGAAGUACAAGAAAAUAAAGAGAAAGUAGAACAAGAUAUACGUGAAGUUGAAAAGGAAGUAAAUGAAAUAAAUCGCGAAUGGAGUGAUAUGUUUUGGAGACAAUGUAGGGCAGAGCAUAGGAUCGUCGAACUAGACAGACGCAUAUCUGUGCAACAAGAGCAAGUAGAGCGGGUCGAAUAUCAAAUUGAACUAUUGAACGAAAAUCAGAAGAAGAAAGAAGGAAAUCUUUUACGUUUAAUUUAUCAAGAAAUGAAAAGAAUUCAAAAACUUAAAGAAUUAAAUCAAAAACUCAGAGAAAACAAGUUGCUGGUGGAAGAAAUCAAUUCACUUGAGGCAGAGAAAAUUAAAUUAGAAGAAAAUGAAAAUAAGUCACGAGAAAAACAACGAGAGUUAGAGAAAAAACUUAAAAAAAUGAAAGCGAAAAAUGCUUGGGAAAAAGAUGUUUUAGAAAAAGAACUAGACUCCUUUCGAGAAGAACAACAAGCAACAGAAGAUCAACUUGAUAAAGCCAUUACAAGCUUCGACGAAUAUAUAUUUAAUUUAAUUGAAGAAUGUACAUUAUCCCGGAAAAAGACAAGAAUCGAAUUGGAGAAGGAAAUUUUGGAAGGCGAAGUGAAGCAGCUAAUAGAAGCCAAAGAACGGCAGAGGACUGAGUUAGAAGAAGAAAUUAAUGAGUUAAAAAUAAAGCACUUUAACGAGAGGAAAACUUUGGAAAAACAACGAAAGCAAGAAUUAUCAAGAGCCGAGGAACAACAACGAGAGGUCGUUGAUGAAAAAAAUGUACUUAAGAAACGAUUGGAUAAACUACAAGAACAAUACAACGAACUUCAAAUAGUUAAGGAAAAGAAGUGCAAAAGUAUCGUAACGAUGAAAAAAUAUAUUUUCUUUUCUUUACUCAUCAUAUUCAUUGAAAGGCAAAGAAUAAAUGACAACAGUUUGCAAUCGCGGGAUAGUAAAUUGAAAGAGAAAAUUGGCGAACUAUAUGCAGAACUAAAAGAAAACGACUUAGUGGAGAUUGAAAUUGAAUUCCUUUCCCAAGCGAGAGGAAAUUUGGAAGAGGAUGCAAAGAAUUUUCAUGGCCCAGCACAGAAAGAAAACUCUAAGUUGGCAGAACUGAGGCGAGGAAAGCAAAAGCUUGCCCAAGCGAUGAAGGAUAGACACGUAAAGGCAGAGUAUAAUCAAAACACUAAUUUGCUGAAUCGUAAAAUUAAAAUUCCUAGUGAACAAGGAAAAGGGUUUCAUUCCGUCGAACACGAGAAAUCUGUUGCAGAUUUGCUUGAUCUGCUUGAUGAGACGCACAAACAUGUGACGGAAGUUCAAGAAAUUUGUGAAAUGUUAUGCAACGGCUGCACCUUCAGAACUCAGCCACUUACGAAGGGCGAAGAAUUUGACUUCAAAUAUUUACAAGAGGAAAAUACACAUCUCCUUGGUACAAUAAUAGCACUCAGUCGAGUCAAUGCAAGUUUGCCCUCGCAUAAUGGCAUGUCGGAGGGAGAAACUAAUGAACGGAUCGAGGAAAUAAGGAAUAAUAAUUUACUAUUGAAGACACAAAUUCAAUUGGAAGAAAGAAAAAAGAGGCAAGAAUUAAGAGGCAUAAUGGCUACUGCGACGUCUUCGAAUGAAGCAAGUAGUGCUAUGCAAAUGCUGACAGAUGAAUAUCAGCGAUUACAAAAUGCUAUACCGCGUCCUCUAAGUGAAAUGCAGCUAUUUGUUCUCCGUCAUAUUCAAGAGCAAUACGAGAACUUGCAAAAUAAAUGCUUGCAAGAAGAACGGGAGCACUUGGCAGAAAGUGAAGCUUGGAAAGAAGAGUGCAAUCGUAUGAGAGAGAUUUUACAAGAUGCUUAUAGACUGUUGCAAGAGAAAGAAAACUUGAACAAAUUACAAAAGAAAUAUGAUGACUUAUUCAGAGAAAAUGAUAUUUUAUUAAAAGAGAAAAGAGAACAAGAAAAUACUUCUAAAGAAGAGAUUGAUUCUCUUCUAACAGAAAACGAAACUCUAAAAGCAGAAAGACGGGAACUGAAAGAGAAUAUUUGCCACUUAAAUACCGAUUUAGACAUCUUGCGUUCUGAUGCAGGAUCAUUAGAGAACCGUGAGUUUAGAUAUCAACGUCAAAUUGAAAAACUUGAUGGCGAUAAUAAAAGCUUAUUAGAAAAAAUAACGCAUUUACAGCAACGAAUGCGAGAUGAGGAUGAAAACAACGAAAAAUUGAAACGAGACAAUGAACAGCUCCAUCAAGCAAGUAACGAAAAGGAUGAAUGGCGAAAAGAAGUAGACAAUUUGAAUGAAAAAUAUUGUUCACUUCGAGCACAUUGCACUGCUGUAGAAGGUGUCAGAAGUAAAUUGCAAGAACAAAUCAAUUCAUUAAAAACUCAAAAUCAAAUUCUUGGUGAUGAAAGGAAUAAUUUAAAAAGUCUAAGCCAUCAACGAAAGAUUGACUGUGAAGAGCAAAUUAAACAAUUACGAGCAAGUUCUUCAGAGCAGAAAGAAAACUUUGAACAACGGUUAAACUCUAUUCAAAAUGAGAAGUUGGUUGCCGAGCAACGACUUCAUAAAUUAAUUGCUGAAAAGGAACAACAAUUGAGUCGAUUGCAAGCUGCUUUGGAUAAGUUAAGUUCAGAAAAUUCGAGUAACAAGGAAAGGCUAUCAACUUUAACCCAGCAAUAUAGCAUUUUAGAAAAUGAAUCUAAAAACAUACGUGAGCAUAAUAACUAUCUGAUGGGUACACUUAAAACCUUGACCGAGGAAAAUGCCAGUUUGCAGUCACAGGAAAGGCACAAUGUUCAGCUAGAAAAUAAAAUUCAAUCGAAAGAUAGGGAAAUUAAAAAUUUAAAAGAAAAUUUUGAAAAAGCUAAGGAUUUAAAACAACAGCAAAUGCAUGAAUUAGAGGAGCGACAUAAACAAUUGCUCAAGUCUCAACUCGACGAAAAUAAAGAGAAAUUUGAUAAACAAUUUUGCCAAUUAAGUGCAGAGUAUUUUUUACUUCGCGCCAAUUGUAAAAAGUUGGAAGAAGAAAAAGACAAACGAGCGGAAGAAGUGUUGUCGUUGAGCAAUGAAAAUGAAGAGUUGAACGGCAAAAACUCAAGUUUAGAAGAAAAGCUUAGACAGGAAGCUUGUUUAAAAGAACAGCAAAGGUCUAUGCUAGAGGAAAGACUUACGCAAUUACAAGCGAAAUACUCCGUAGAAAUAGAUUACUUAAAGAGUCAAAUCAAUUCUCUUCAACAAGAAAAAUUCGCCGGCCAACGUGUAUUUAAUGAAAAGGAGCAGCUAGUGAAGCAAUUGCAAGAUGCUCAUUAUCAGUUAACGCAACAAAUUAACGUUUUAACGGAGCAAUUAAACAGCCUGAGAGAGAACGAUUUAAAGCUUCUACAAGGCGAAAGGGAACAUCAGCUUAAAAAGAUAACAGAUCUAUGUAGCACAAUAUCGGAAAAGGAAAAAGUAAUAACAGCUCUAUGCGCACAUAAUGAAAACAUACAGUUAGAGAAAAGCAACUUGAAAGAACAACUGGAGAAUUCUGCAAAGGAAGUUGAAAUGAUAUCCGGUUCUAAGGCAAAAUUGCAAGAAAUGUAUGAUGCACUAAAUUCAAAACUGCAUAUGUUGCUUGAUAAAGCAGGUCGUUGCACUCGCACAUUGCAAUCUACAUUAAAUCACAAGGAACAAACGCUGGAUAAUCAAUUGAGACAAUUCAAUAGAUUACAUCAAGAAUUCGAAAAUGAUAAAUCAUUUCUUAUGGAAGAGAGUAGAAAAAAAAAUUUGGAGAUUAUCAAGUUGCAAAAGGAAAAAGAAAACUUGGAAGAGAUUAUAAAGGAAAUUAAAGAGAGAGAAAGAAAACUACUAGACAUGCAAAGCAAAAAUUUAGGAGCAAAUAGGAGAUCUGAACGUAUUUGUGGGUAUGAUAUUCGACGCUGGCACUCAUAUAUAAAGCAUGACAAGGGCACAAUGACAACAGAGUGUGCAGAAGUAGAGGUAGAAACCAUUUUGCCGACAAAUCAGAGCCAAAACAACGCUAUUAACGUUAAAUUGAAAAAUUACUUACCAAAGUCCAAAAGCUUUAUUUUACAAAAACCUUCGACAGAAGACCAUACGAAGUGCCAAAGAGAGCUGAGUCGCUGCAAAUUAAAUUUCUCCAAUGCCGAAUUGCAAAGUGAAGAAGAUCUGCUUGACUCGCAUACCGGCAGUGAGGACACAGAAAACUUGGUUCAAAGUUUAGAAGAAAAAGAGAGUUCGGCUCGUGAACUUUAUGAUAUAUCAUUGUCGAUUUUACAGGCGAACCGUAUGCGAUCAUUAAAGAAAAGAAAAAUGGAAGAAGUGCCUCAUGCCCUACAAAGUAACGCUCCCAUAAUUGGCGAACCCAAGUCAAAUAAAAAGCAAGGAAAUGAAGAGAUUUUGAAAGCAAUGAAAAGAUUGGAAGAUAAAAAUCAACAAUUAGAAAAACUUUGCGCAGGAAAAAGUGAAUUAAGUGAAGUGACGCAACUUGCUUUAGAUUAUGUAAGACUCCUAUGUAAGGACUUACACGAUAAGUGUGCACAAGUGACAGGAUCAGAAGAAUUGAAACAAAAACGUUUUUUACCAGGAAAGUUAUUGCAAGAGAAAGAAAGCCAACUGAAGAGAGUUCUUGCAGAAAAGAUGGCAGAGAGAAAAAAAACUUUAGAAGAAAAACAAUACGAAAGAAAUCCCGAUAGUUAUUUGAAGCAAACACUUCAAUCUCAAUCAGAAAAUGCUUUCAAAUUAAGUCAACAGCUUAGUAAACUCAACAAAGGUGGUGAUGAGGUGUGGAAUGUAAUGAUGACACUUGAAAAAACAAACCAAAGUUUACGAUUACAGAAGAGCUUAAUGGAAGAAAAGCUUAAUGAAUUAACUAAAAUAAGGGCAGAAGAAACGGGUUUUCUAAAGGCAUUUCAAAAUGAAAAUGAAAACUUAAAACAUAUUAUACAGCAAUUGCAGAAUCAACAACAAAAACAACAAAGUACUUCAGACGAUGAGCUUAAUCGAUUAAAAGCAAAAUAUUUUGAUGAGAAACAAACCACAGAAAACGAAAGGAAAUGUCUUCAACAAGCGAAAGACUCUAUAGAAGAAGAAUUGAGGCAAGCAAUUGAAGCGAAGAAUUUGACCGAAAACAAACUAAGUGAACUGAGGGAAAAAUAUGACUCACUUAAGGAGACAUGCAAUCAAAUUGAAGGACUCAUUAGUGAAAAAGAAAAAUUAGAAGAUAAUGUGACCCGUUUACAAGUUUUACAGGAAGAAAAGGAGGAGUUAGUAACAAUACUUUUGAAUGAGAAAAAAAAUUUAGAAAAGCAGAAAGAGGCAGUAGAGAAAGACAAAAAAGCAUUAAAAAGUAAUCUUUACGAUUUACAAUCAGAAAUCAAAAAACUCGAUGACGACUUGCAAAGCCGUGAAAAAAGAAUUUCUAAAUUAGAAGAAGACUUGGAAAAAGUUUCUAAAAUGAAAGAAGAUUUAAAAAAGGAACGAGAUUCUCUUGAAAAGAUGAAACAGGAAUUAGAGCAGAACCUUUAUGAAAUAACUGAAAAAAAUAAUAAAUUAGAAAAAAUGAGCGCAAAACUUUCUAAAGAGAAAAAGGAUUCUGAAAGCCAACGAGAUUCUUAUGAAAAAAAACUUCAUAACAUCACUGAGGAAAACCGUAAACUUAAAGAAAAAUGCGAAAAGCUGUGUCAAGCUAUAGCAACGCAAGAUAUGUGUAAGUUGAUAGAGCGUUUACAAUCGGAGAAUAAAGCGCAGAAUCAAAAAAUAGAAGAAUUAGAGGACAAAACGAACUCUAUGCAGCCGUAAAAGUCUAAAUCGGAAGAUCAAUUAGACAAUUUAAGAGGAAAUGGUGAAGAGAACCACUCAAGACAGAACACCACAAAGACAGAACAGCAGUAGAAUAGGCAAGAACUAAAAGAUCCAACACCAAGACGAAGAAAUCGGUGACGACAACGAAAUAGACGAUGAGCAGUUGCAAUGAUCAUAAGACAUUGAAGUUGAAAAAAAAAAAAAAAAUUAGAAAGCGUGGAUGAGCACAAAAGGAAAGGGGAUCGUAUGGAAAAAGGACUUUUGCUUGAUAAGCGAAAUUGAUUGCAUUCUUGAGAACCAUGCACCCAACGCACCAGCCCAACAUAACAAAAAAGUAAUGUGCAUAUUUGCUGCAUUUCCCUAUUAGUUUAAGGGUAUUUAGUCCAUUAUCGUUUAGGUUUAUUCAGGCAAUUCGCCAUGAAUCAGUAAAGUUGAAUCUGCUUAGGUUAGGCUCAUUAGGAUAAUUAAUAUUUUUAAUUUUCCCUACAUUGUUUUUUUGUGAGAGUUUUGUGGAAAUUCAAAUUCAUUAUCAUGCCGAGGCUACGAAGAAAACAUUCUGAUCUUCUUUCUAAUUUUCCAGUCUCCUAGAAUCCGUAGGAAAACUGAAUUGAACACUUCACUUUGCGUAGGGUUUACGAAGCACGUCUGCCUGCACAACAUAUGAGCAUAAAAAAUGAGAUUAAAUAUUAAAUAAAAUAAAGUUUUAAAUCAAGGUCGCAUGAAGAGUCACAUUUGAAGCCCGAUUAACGUUGAGGUUUGCAUAUUAAAUGUACGAAAACGUGUUUUUCAAUUUUAUUUUCUUCCUAUUGCUUCGAGUUUAAUGAAAAUUAAUUAG
Molecule: messenger RNA, 7989 nt
Organism: Glossina fuscipes
Lineage: Eukaryota; Metazoa; Arthropoda; Insecta; Diptera; Glossinidae
Product: trichohyalin-like
Exons: 9
Coding region: 528-7151 (2207 amino acids)
Source: RefSeq, a predicted model, not a curated record